Messenger RNA from Ctenopharyngodon idella (grass carp), 3402 nucleotides. RefSeq names its product perforin 1.3 (gene prf1.3). The record is from RefSeq and is a predicted model, not a curated record. The transcript has 6 exons. Bases 338 to 2011 code for a protein of 557 amino acids. Lineage: Eukaryota; Metazoa; Chordata; Actinopteri; Cypriniformes; Xenocyprididae.
GUGCUGUCCGAGGAGAGGGCUCCGUUCUUGGUUAAGAUGGUAUUUUCUCUGGUUAUUUUCUCUGGUUAAGAUGGUAACCCGGCGAGUGUGAGGAGACGGGGUGGUGGAGGGAUGCUGAAAACUGUUGAGGAACAUAGUAGACCUUCUGUUGUCUCGGACCAGACAGGAUAGCCUUCGUUGCCCUCAUGCAUCGAUGAGCCUUGGGGACCCAACACCCUGUCGCCGGUUUUUGGUUUGUCCCUCCAUGGACCACUGUUGGGUUAUAUAACCGAAUCGUCUGCCCUGCCCUGCCCUACCAAGGCUGUUAAGAAAACAUCUCAACUAGCCUGCAGUACAAAUGGCUCCUCUUCUGUUGCUCCUCUUUCUUCCUUUUGCCCUCUGUUGUGAAACAGUCCCCGGCACCGAGUGCGAGAAGAUUCCUUUUGUGCCGGGGCAUAAUCUGGUGGGAGAGGGCUUUGACAUUGUGCGGAUGAAGACCACCGGAGCUUUUGUGGUGGAUGUGCGGACCUACAUGGUUGGAGGACAGCAUGGCAACUGCACUAUAUGUGAGAACAAACUACUCAACGGGAAACAGAAGUUGCCAGCUUCUGUGGUCGACUGGCGCAUCAAGGUGCAGUGCCGUCGAAGCCUCAGUGCCAAGGUGUAUGAAACGGCCAGCUCGGUUAUUAAGGACACCACCACUUCAGCCGGUGCCAGCUGGAGGGUUGGGCUGAGUGUGCCUCUUGUGGCUGGUGUGGCUGUCGGUGGCACUCAUUCAAAGUCAGCCAAUUAUGCCAAGAGCCACAGCGCUCAAGACAAGUUCUCCUACACCAGCCACACCUUCUCCUGUCGCUAUUACUCAUUUCGUCUUCAUGCUCGUCCUCCACUGACCAAAGAAUUAACCGAUUCCAUCCGUUCACUUCCUGCUAAAUUCGACAGCAGUUCAGAGGCUGCAUACAACCAUUUUAUCUCUAUCUAUGGAACACACUUCUUGAGGAGAGUCGACCUGGGUGGCCGCGUACAGUCAACCACUGCUGUGAAGACCUGCCAGGUUUCCAUGACGGGUCUGACGGUACAAGACGUGAGCAACUGCUUAUCAGUGGAGGCGUACGGCAUCAUUAAGGGUGUGAACGUGAGCGGGCAAGCAAGCUACUGCAAAGAAAAGAAAAACAAACUGCAGAGGGGUCACACCUUCAGUGCCUCCUUUUCCGACCGCAUCACUGAAAUACUGGGCGGCAACGGUGAGCAGCAAGACAUCCUCUUCAAUCCAAGCAACAAUAAUGGUUAUGAUGCGUGGCUCAAGUCACUGAAGAAUAUUCCUGGAGUGGUGUCCUACACCUUGAGCUCAUUGCAUAUGCUCGUGCAAAAUGACUCAGCUAGACGAGCCAGUCUGCAAGCUGCCAUCAGCAAAUACAUCACAAAAAGCGCCAUAUCAACCGCUUGCCCCUCCAGUUGCAAAGUGGGCCGGCGUGAGAGUAAUUGUGCAUGCAAAUGCAGCGGUCAUCAAAGAGUUGAUAAUAACUGCUGUCCGAAUCAGCCAGGAGUGGCCACGUUGACCGUGAUCGUGAAGAGUGCUGCGGGAUUGUGGGGAGACUGGUUCUCUAAAACUGAUGGUUAUGUUAAAGUGUUCUACGGUGCUUCAUCGGCUACAACCAAUGUGAUUAUGAACAACAACUUUCCUCAGUGGAACUACCAGUGGAAUGUUGGAACUGUGGUUCUGACUGAACACAAGCCCUUGAGAUUUGAGGUGUGGGACCGUGAUAACCGGUUUGAUGAUGAUCUAUUGGGAAAGGGUUCUCUUGUCCCAGUGCAAGGCAACAAUGUGGAGAAGCGGUUUGGAUUAAAGCACGGCUCUCUUUUAAUCUACUACACUGCGAAGUGUGGCCCAAGUCUUACAGGGACUCAAUGUGAGAAAUACGCUCCUACACCGGGUGGUGAUGGUGCUCUAAACUAUUACCAGCCAUUUGGCAGAGAGCAGCCUAUUGCGUUUAAAAAAUCCAAUGGCUUUGCAAGAAAUAUGUCUUUCCUGUAAUAAUACAAUAACCGUAGAAUGUAAAGAUUCUGUAAAAUAUUGAAGAAGGUCCUUCUGAGAUAACGCAUCUAUAAAAAUGGCCAUAAGCUAUUUGAGAUAUUUGGUACACAUUGGAAAUAGUGGUAACACUUUCUAUGAAGACCAUGCUUAUAAUGAUUUAUAGGCCCAUUUAUUUAAGUAAGUAUUACUAUUGUAUAAAUAUAUUUAUAAAGACUCAUUAAGACCUGUACUGCAUUAUAAGAACAGUUAUAUAUACAUUAAUAUUAUUUUUUUUAAUUACUUAUAAGCCAUGCAUUUGCGUUUUCAAUGUGCAUGCUCAUAAUCCAUUAUACACUGAAUUAUAAAUGAUCAUAUAUAAAAUAGUUCCAUAGACUCUUGUUUGCUGUACCAUUUAGUUAUUAAUUAUGUCCUUAAUGGCUAAUGUUUGCAUUAGAGGUCAUGGAUUUUAAUUUUGAUUUGUUAAAAUCUAUAUCUCCUCAGAGAUUAUAGCAAUUAAUGAUUUCUGUUUUUUUUUUUUUUUUUUUUAAUUAUUAUUAUUACAGGAAUUAUUGUUCUUUAGUUACAUUUAUAAGUAAGCAAAUUAAAAUGUAUAAUGAGCACAUCUUCAUGAUUUCUCAACCUUUUCUUUAGGAGAAUUGCAACCUAUGUUUUCACUUCACUUAAAGCCAACAAUGAUGUGUUUAUAGAGAGUAGUAACUAUUAUUACUCACAAUAAGUAUUGAUAAGAACAAAACACGGCUAUUAAUAAAAAUAUAUUCAGUUAUUUGACAGAAAUAAAUCCGAGUUACUAAAAAGUAAUUGUAACUAUAAUAUAAUAACAUUAUAGCAAUGCAGGUUGUAUCUUUAUAAUACAUUCAUGGAACCAUACGACUGACUAAUUAAUACUUAUAAAUCAGUGUAUAAUGGAUUAUGAGCAUGAGCAUUGAAAAAGCAAAUGCAUGACUUAUAAUUAAUUAUAUAAAUAAUAUAAAUGUAACUAUAACUGUUAUUAUAAUGUGGUAUAGAUCUUAAUGAGUCUUUAUAAAUAUGUUUAUAAAAUAGUAAUACUUGCUUAUAAAUAAGUAUAAAUGGAGCUAUAAUUCAUUAUAAGCAUGGUCUUCAUAGAAAGUGUUACCGAAAUAGUUAUUAUAAAUCAAAUACCAUUGACUUAUUGUUACACACAUUUACAAAACCUUUAAUAAGAACUUUUAAGAAAAAGAACCCUUAAGAACUUUUAUCUGAAAUUUUUUUUUAUUUUUGUUAUAAUUUUGUCUGAUUCUUAAAAAAAAAUAUUCUCAAUAUAUGAAUUAGUUUUGUAAUUUUAUAUGUAUCUUUUAUCUUUUGACCGGUAUAUUAAAUAAAAAAAAUAAAUGCUUUCAGACAGAUGCAAUAAAUUUUCUUGAAAAAAAAAA